This is a messenger RNA of Penaeus monodon (black tiger shrimp), 6188 nucleotides long. It is a transcript of the gene pcm, whose product is annotated as 5'-3' exoribonuclease 1-like. Gene Ontology annotation, biological process: rRNA catabolic process; nuclear-transcribed mRNA catabolic process. The record is from RefSeq and is a predicted model, not a curated record. NCBI's taxonomy places the organism in Eukaryota, Metazoa, Arthropoda, Malacostraca, Decapoda, Penaeidae. Gene Ontology annotation, cellular component: nucleus. Gene Ontology annotation, molecular function: 5'-3' RNA exonuclease activity; transferase activity; RNA binding.
CCCGGUUCGCACUCAGCUGAGAGAAGGAACCAAAACAUUGCACAACUUUUGACGAGACGCGUUUAUACAAGGUGAAACUCGGCUGGUUUGUGGGUCUUCAGCCAGGGAGGACGUGAGCUGUAACCUCCAGAACUACUGCUACUCACUCAGGAGACCGAGAAGAGUGUCAAAAUGGGUGUACCUAAAUUUUUUAAGUGGAUCAGCGAGCGGUACCCGUCACUGAGCGAGGUCGUCAAGGACUACCAGAUACCAGACUUCGACAAUUUGUAUUUGGAUAUGAAUGGCAUUAUUCACAUUUGCUCACAUCCAAAUGAUAAUGAUCCUCAUUUCCGUAUGACGGAAGAAAAGAUGUUUCAGGACAUAUUCCAUUACAUUGAGGUCCUUUUUCGGCUUGUUCAGCCUAAAGAAGUUUUCUUCAUGGCAGUUGAUGGUGUCGCACCAAGGGCCAAAAUGAAUCAGCAGAGGAGCCGAAGAUUUCGUUCUGCAAGAGAGGCUGUUGAAAGUGAGAAGAAAGCCAUAGAUCGUGGUGAGGUACUACCUUCAGAGGAACGUUUUGAUUCCAACUGUAUCACACCGGGGACAGAAUUUAUGGUGCGAUUGGAUGCUCAAUUGCAGUAUUUUGUAACAUGCAAGAUAUCACAAGACAAGAUGUGGCAGAACUGCAAAGUCAUCUACUCAGGGCAUCAGACUCCUGGUGAAGGAGAGCACAAGAUUAUGGAAUAUAUCCGUUAUUCCAAGUCCCAACCUAACUACAACCCUAACACGAGGCACUGUCUCUAUGGUCUUGAUGCUGACCUCAUAAUGUUGGGGCUCACGUCUCAUGAGCCUCACUUCUCAUUACUCAGGGAAGAGGUACGUUUUGGUGGGAAGCAGGAUAACAGUAGAACUCCUACGCCAGAAGAAACAACGUUUCACCUCCUUCACCUCAGUCUUAUGAGGGAAUACAUCAACUUAGAGUUUUAUGACUUAUGGGAUUCACUGCCAUUUAAAUACAAUUUGGAAAAUAUUAUUGAUGAUUGGGUGCUCAUGGGAUUCCUUGUUGGAAAUGACUUCAUCCCACACCUUCCACAUCUCCACAUAAAUAAGGAAGCAUUACCAAUUCUGUAUAGGACUUAUAAGGAGGUAAUGCCAACCCUUGAUGGAUACUUGAAUAAUGGAGGCAAGCUCCAUUUAGGCAGGUUUGAGAAGUUUAUGAAGAAACUUGCUGAAUUUGAUUUAGAAAAUUUUAAUGACUUGAAUGCAGACUUAAAGUACUUCAACAGUAAGAGGUCAAAAGAUGACAAAGUCUUCAAGGGCAGACAUCAAAGGGAGAACAAUCUUGAAGCAUUCUUUGGUGACGAUGAAGGAAAUGAAGAAAAUGGCGCUUUUGGUGCCUUAGAAGAAGAUGCACUGGAUAAUGAAGAAAUAAAGAAAAAGUUUGAGAGGCUGGGCAUUCAGCAGGAUCUAAUGUUUGAGGAUGACGAAGAUACAGAUAGUGAGGAGACCAUUUUUGAUGCAGAGUUCCGCCAGCAUAAAAGAGAAUACUACAUGAAUAAGUUGGAAUUUGAACACAUAACUCCACAUGAUUUACGUGAACAAGCAGAGGGUUAUGUCAGAGGAAUACAGUGGAUCCUGAAUUAUUAUUAUAAUGGAGUUUGUUCAUGGUCAUGGUAUUAUCCUCAUCACUAUUGUCCAUAUAUAUCAGAUAUAAAGGACUUUGCCAACACGGAAAUACAUUUUGAAAUGGGAAAACCCUUCCAGCCUUUCGAGCAACUCUUGGCUGUUUUACCUCCUAUUAGUAUGAAGCUUCUUCCUGCUGCCUACCAUGACCUCAUGUUGAGCGAGAACUCUCCUCUCAAGAAAUUCUAUCCAGAAACCUUUAGAACUGAUCUCAAUGGGAAACUUCAGGAUUGGGAAGCUGUAGUUCUUAUUCCCUUCAUUGAUGAGGAGAAACUUCUGAGUGCUAUGAAACCAUGCAAUGAAAGGCUGACCAAAAGGGAAAAAGCCCGCAAUUGCCAUGGUCCAAUGUAUAUAUGCACUUACACACCAGAUAAUCUUGGAGAGUAUAAGGGAGCCAGGCAUCUCACAGAGCUGGGAUUUAUCACCAGCUUUUGGCACGAAUAACAGGGACUGUGUUCUUGGCCCCACCUGUUGGGGAUAACCCAAUGGCAGAAAUGGAAACAAGGAAUAAGUUGAACAUAGGUCUUAACCUGAAGAACAACCGAAGAAAUGAGGAAGUCAUUGGGUAUACACGCAAGAUACAAGAACAAAAUGAGCGUCCUGUUUGGCUGUACUCAGAAAAGGUUAUUGAAGCCAUCAGAGAGUACCAGGAAAAGUUCCCAGAGGUGUUUGAUUACAUGUCACGCAAUUCUGCACAGAGAGACAUCUUCUAUCAAAACGAGAUGUUUUCUGAAAACUUCAAGGAGCGUGUUGCAGAAUUAACCACUUGGCUGAAGAGUGCCGCUUUUGCCAAGGCUGAAAGACAACCAUGUGGGACACAAGCCCUUGGAGAGACAAUAAGUCAGAUGAUCUUGGAAGAGGUUGAUAAAGUAUCCACAAUAAGGGCCAAGGCUGUGAAGAUGCAAGUGCGGCCUCAUCUUCUUUUUAAGCCUAAUCCAUACCAAGGCAGUACUCCCCCCGACCGCAGUGUCACUUAUAAGAUGUUUGAUCGAAUUGUCAAUGUGAGGGAGGGCCAUUCCGUCCCGCUUUGUGCUAAGGGAACCAUUGUUGGAAUCCAGCCGGCCAGCAAGGAAGCAGACAUCAUGUAUGACAUCCUUUUUGAUGAAGCCUUUAAUGGAGGGCUGACUCUCCGUGGCCCUGCUACAGCAAAGAGGUGUUACAGGCUCCACUGGGCAGCAAUGAUAAACAUCUCACAUGGUAGCCGAACUGCAACUACCUCUCAAAAGCCUCCUGAGAACAGAUGGAACCACUCCCUACAGCAGACAUGGAAUCAGUCAAGCAAACCUGGACAUUCACAGUAUCAGCAGAACAGGCAAACAAAUAAGAAUGGACAGUUUUACCAGGAAAGAUGGCAGCAGGAUAGAACUGCAAACAUGCACCAAAACCUCCAGCCUCACCUGUCACAAGGGGCCAAAGGAAGAGGGGCAACCAGUGCAAUGGUGUCUGCAAACUCCCAGUCUCCUCAACCUGGUAAAAACAGUCAGUCCAGUGACCCUAACAGUCCACAACCUCCAGACCCAAACCAGCUGCCCAGCCCCUCAGGCCUGCGAAUGAUCUCUGUUAGCAAUGGAGGGAUGGUACCCAGGCAGGGUGUUAAUCACAGAAAUCAACAGGACAAUACAGUUGAAAUUCACUCUGCAAGCCAGAUGCAGUGUGCUGUUCAUGGCACUUUCUAUUCCCAGUGGAGCAGGAUAGUUAAGCAUGGGAUAAGUAGGGUUCAAGGACGCAAGUAUAUACCCUGCUACCCGUUUGUUCCUCAGGGUCUGUCAGGAUCAAAGGCAUAUCAACUUCUUAUCUUUCUGGAUGUGCAAAGUGCCUUGGAUGAUGGUAUGAAGUUUUAUAAAGUAGGAGAAAAGCAACUUUUUUGCUCAGGAGACAGACAAGGUGUGAUUUCUCCAAAAUAUUUUGAUAAGGUAGUGGACAGGGAGUCAGAGUCCAUUAUUUUCCCACCUAGACCUCCUGUUGGUUUAGAAACCAUAUCAGGUAAGUCACAUUUUCCAAACCAUGGUCAGGGACAAAUUGGCCAUGGAAGAGGCAAGGCUAUGGCAUCACAGCAACCGAAAGGCAUGCAGCUUUACCAGAACAUAUGGUCGCAGCUACAGGGAGCAGAUCAUGGACAAGUUGAUCUUCGGCCAGCUCAGAGUCAGAUGCUUUCACACAUGCUCAACAUUUCUAACAAUGAUAUGCAAAAUGUGUCAUCAAGUGCAGGUGUGAAAAUGAAUGGAUCUGCUUCAGCUUCAGCUUUAAGUACAGGAAGGAAAGAAGUUUCAGUACAUGAUAUAUUUAAGGGAGCUAUGAUGAACAACCACUUAAAGGGAGGACAGAACAAUCCUAAUAUAAUUUCAAUGCUUAGUGCUGCACAUCAGUCAUUUUCUGUAACCCAACAGGAAACCCAGAAUGGGAGAGGAGAUUCCCCUGUCAAGUCUGCAUUUGUGCCUACACAGGUAAUUCGAAAUCAGACCCCUAGAAAGCCUCGACAUGAUCAACAGAAACAGGACAGUAACCUAAAAAGUGCAGUUGCUUCUGAACCUCAAACGGGUCAGAAAGAUGAGAAAAGCAUAAAAGCAGACCCGCCAGUUCCAGUGCCACAAGUGCAAAAGGAUAGUCAGCAACAGAAGGGGCUGGUCACCAAGCCAAAACGUAACAGAUUAGCUGUAAAAUUCAAUCAGCAACCUGAAGAAAAUACAAGUCAUUCAGAUAAUUAGUGGACUGUAGAGCUAAAGGAGCCACAAUUCAAGAAAGAUUAUCUAUGCAAUGAUAUUUCAUAACUGACCAUUUUUCCAGGCCCAGUUGAAAAGUUGCUCUCAUGAUCAAAAGAUUUUUUAUAAUGUAAAAUUUAAGGAAGCAGUGGGAAAAUUGUAUUAGUCAACAUAUUUAAAGAUAAAUGUAAACAAAGUUGUGCUCAGUACGGACAUGAUUUAAUAAAUUAAAAAUAUAUGUAAGAUUAUAAAGUAAUUUGGACUAAAAGCAAAUGUAAAAUACCAAGAAGAUUUUCAAGUUUAUUUCUUUUUUUGUAUCUGGACUUGAAACUUACUUUGUUCCAGAGUCCCAUAGAAAAAAAAAAACUUGGGAUGACUAGAAGGUCUGAGACCCAUAUGAUACAGCCUGAAAUACUCAAACCACAUUUUUUACAUCUUAUGAUGCAGAUUGUGCCAGCAGAGAGUUUUGCACUGUGUGUAGUACUAGUGGAAUGCAGGUCUGUAUUGGGACAACAUGGAGUAAAAUCAGGGUCAAGCUCUGGUAUUUUAUAGAGCAUAUUAAUUUUAUGGAUUAUUAUUUCAUAAUUAUUAUUACUAUUAUUCCUAUUAUUUAUUUUUAUUCAAUUACGUUUUCAAACCAGGGUAUGGUACCAUAGAUUUGUGUGAUAGACAGAUAAAGCAUGUGCACAUUUUCAUUCAUCUAACCAAAUCUACAUCUGUAUGCACAAACAGACACAGGCAAACACACAUGAUUGCAGGCACAUGCACACAUUACAACAUAAAGUCUGUAUAUAUGCACAUAUAUACAACUAUUCAGAUAUACAGACAAUAAUAUAUAUAUAUAUUUAUAUAUAUUAUGUAUCCUGAUAUCAGGAGCAAUAUGGUAGUCAUUAAGACAUGUGAUAAUAAUUUUUUAAGCCAUUCAAAUGUUAAUUAGGUAAUCAUGUAUGGAAUAAUCGUCCUGUGUAUUUAUGCUUUCAUAUUUCUUUCUUUUGUUGAUGGUUGUUGCAGAAAACAAAGAUAUUUAUAUACGGUAAAUGAGCUGGAGAUUUAGUCUUCAUGAUAUGAUUGAUAAUUUUUUUUUUUUUUUUCUAAAUUUACAGAUCAGAUUGUAAACUUUCAUUUUAGAACACUGUCUCAAAAUGUUUGAGAACUUGAGCAACCCCACAAUUUGUUUUUCUCCAGGUUUACAUAGUUGAUGCAUAUGCAUAGAAAGUACAAUCUAAAAAAUAUUAGUACAAAUAUUAAAACAAGUCCUGAUGAAUUUAGAAUUAUGCAGCAAUUUCAUACUGCAAAUUAUUUUAAUUUUAAACAUGAUGUUAUUUAUAUGCUUUUAAAGUCAUUAUUGGAUUAAUAACAUAACUUAUUAAAGACGAAGUUUGAAUUUAUUAAUUUUGUGAAGAAUUAGGCAUGAAAAUAGUAAUUACAUAUAUUUUAUUAUACCCUAAAGGACUAAUACUUGGCCAAUAUUCUUAUUAUUUAGAAUAUUUUUAUGCUUCUGGCUAUUAGUUGUUACUAAAGCUUUGAAAUGGGUAUUGAAUGAGAAAAUCGCUAAAACCUGAAAAGUGUUACAUUUAUCAAAUCUCAUGGACUUUCACAAAUAGUAAAAAUAUGUUGUGUGUUGGACUUGAGUAUACUUUGUUAAUGAUAUUGAAUUUUUAUUGAUGGCUCAUUUUCUAAAAUACAGAUUAUGUUUUUCUUUUUAGCAUAACUAUUCUGUGUUUUGUGAUUUGUAAAAAAAACAAACAAAUAAAAACAAAAUGUAAAAGCAAAUUAAACUGAUUUAUUAAGUAUGGAUUUUAUGAUUAAAGGUUUUGGCAAACUUUUUUG